AUGAGAUUCUCUAUUGCGACGAUUGCCCUGUUUGCUGGAGCUGUCAUGGCACACCCAGCCAACCUCGAAACAUCCCUCGAAACGCGUGAGAUGCGCACCGCCUGCUCUGGCCUCCUUCACGGCACUCCUCUCUGCUGCUCCACCAGUAUUCUUGGACUGGCCGUUCUAGACUGCUCUACGCCAAAGAGUGCCAGGAACGGCGAGGAUAUGAGGCGGAACUGCAACGGAAAGCAGCCCCAAUGCUGCACCCUGGGAAUCAGCGAAAUUGCCCUUCUUUGCCAGAGGCCCAUCGGAGCUUAA
Molecule: messenger RNA, 300 nt
Organism: Verticillium nonalfalfae
Lineage: Eukaryota; Fungi; Ascomycota; Sordariomycetes; Glomerellales; Plectosphaerellaceae
Product: Fungal hydrophobin
Exons: 2
Coding region: 1-300 (99 amino acids)
Cellular component (GO): extracellular region
Source: RefSeq, a predicted model, not a curated record